Onthophagus taurus is the source of this 1309-nucleotide messenger RNA. NCBI's taxonomy places the organism in Eukaryota, Metazoa, Arthropoda, Insecta, Coleoptera, Scarabaeidae. The record is from RefSeq and is a predicted model, not a curated record.
CUACAUUUUUGUGGUUUUUGGCCAGAUACAAAUUCGAAGUUAUUCAUAUUUUAUAACAAUUUUAUUUUGGCCAAUGUUUUCAUCAUGGAAAUAUUUCAUGUUUAUUAUGUUUUAAUGAAUAUAAUAGACAUUGAAGGGGUAGCAGAAUCGGCUGCAACGGUUACAACAACAUUAGAAGCUUUGGUAAGAACUUAUUGCAUGACCUUUAAAAAAGAAAUAAUCAACGAUAUUUUAUACAAAACUUGGAAACAUUUUUGGCCCUUAAACAUUUUACCACCAAAAAAAGUUAAAGAAAUGAAAAAUUUAUUAUAUUUCGGUUGUUCUUUAACUUACGGUUUUUUCUUGAUGUCGUUCGUUUCCACAAGUCAAAUAACAAGUCUUUCUUUCAUUCGAGGAGACGGCUUAAUUUUAAAAUCAAAAUUUCCUUUUAACUCGGACAAAGACUUCAUUUACGAAACGGUUUAUAUUUGGCAAUAUUUCUUAACGUGGUUUGUUCAAGUUAUCGUGAACGCUUUCGAUUUCUUGUUUAUCCCGUUAGUUUUAAUUUGUGCAUGUCAAUACUUGGUUUUACAAGAAGUUUUGCGGCAUUUAUUGGAUCCGGAAAAAUCGGGAGUACAUCGACGGAAAAUAUUCGGAAAAAAUUGGUGGAAAUUAAGCAACAACGAUGUUUUUUUAGAAUGCAUCAAACAACAUCGCUUAUUGAUUGGCAUUUCUAAGAAAUUGGAAUCAUCUUUUAAUUUAAUUAUAUUAAUACAAUUUUUCAACAGUAUAUGUGCUAUUUGUUUAUCGACUUUUGUACUUCAAUUCGGUAAAGUUCGAGGAAUUAAAAUGCCCACGUAUUUAACUGCUCAUCUUUUACAACUAUUUUAUUAUUGUUUAGUCGGAAAUGAGUUAACAUAUAACAGCGGUCAGUUGUCUAAAGGAAUCUUCGAAUGUGAUUGGCAUUUGGUAUAUGACCUUGAUUUUCGAAGAGCAUUAAUCCUGAUGAUGGCGAGGAGCCAAAGAAAUGAAUUUUUAACCGCUGGAAAUCUCACACAAUUAAACUUUACGAGUUUCUUAAUGGUUUUAAGAUUAUCUUUCUCUGUUAACACUUUCUUAAAAAACUUUGCAAGCACUGAAAAUUAAAUAUAUACAUAUAGAUUUGAAUCGAAACUUUAAUGAAGAUGAGAAGAAGAAUAUGAAGUUCACAUAGUAAUUAUUUAAUAUUAGAACGUUUAUUUAACGUCCAAACACGUAAAGAUUUAUAGUUUAAAACGUAGCUAAUAUAGGUAUUAUAUGAAUAAUAAAUAGAUAAGAAAUGUAAUAAUAA